Acanthosepion pharaonis is the source of this 4917-nucleotide messenger RNA. Lineage: Eukaryota; Metazoa; Mollusca; Cephalopoda; Sepiida; Sepiidae. The record is from the annotation of a GenBank genome assembly.
AUGCCACCUCCUUUGCUCUCCUCUUCCAUGCUCUCUUUUCUCCAACUGCCACCUCCUUGGCUCUUCUCUUCCAUGCUCUCUUUUCUCCAACUGCCACCUCCUUUGCUCUCCUCUUCCAUGCUCUCUUUUCUCCAACUGCCACCUCCUUUGCUCUCCUCUUCCAUGCUCUCUUGUCUCCAACUGCCACCUCCUUUGCUCUCCUCUUCCAUGCUCUCUUUUCUCCAACUGCCACCUCCUUGGCUCUUCUCUUCCAUGCUCUCUUUUCUCCGCCUGCCAUCUCCUUUGCUCUCCUCUUCCAUACUCCCUUUCUCCGCCUGCCACCUGCUUUGCUCUCCUCUUCCAUGCUCUCUUUUUCUCCAACUGCCACCUCCAUUGCUCUCCUCUUCCAUGCUCCGUUUUCUCCGCCUGCCACCUGCUUUGCUCUCCUCUUUCCAUGCUCUCUUUUUCUCCGCCUGCCACCUCCUUUGCUCUCCCUUUGCUCUUCCAUGCUCUCUUUUCUCCGCCUGCCACCUCCUUUUGCUCUUCUCUUCCAUGCUCUUUUUUUCUCCGACUGCCACCUCCUUUGCUCUCCUCUUCCAUGCUCUAUUUUCUCCAAUUUCCACCUCCUUUGCUCUCCUCUUCCAUGCUCUCUUUUCUCCGCCUGCCACCUCCUUUGCUCUCCUCUUCCAUUUCUCCGCUCUCUUUUCUCCAACUGCCACCUCCUUGGCUCUUCUCUUCCAUGCUCUCUUUUUCUCCAUUUCUGCCACCGCCUUUGCUCUCCUCUUCCAUACUCCCCCAUCUCCGCCUGCCACCUACUUUGCUCUCCUCUUCCAUGCUCUCUUUUCUCCAACUGCCACAUCCUUUGCUCUCCUCUUCCAUGCUCCCUUUUCUCCGCCUGCCACCUACUUUGCUCUCCUCUUCCAUGCUCACUUUUCUCCGCCUGCCACCUCCUUUGCUCUUCUCUUCCUUGCUCUUUUUUCUCCGCCUGCCACCUCCUUUGCUCUCCUCUUCCAUGCUCUAUUUUCUCCAACUUCCAACCUCUCGUUUGCUCUCCUCUUCCAUGCUCUUUUUUUCUCCGCCUUUAAAACCUCCUUUGCUCUCCUCUUCCAUGCUCUCUUUUCUCCGCCUGCCACCUCCUUUUCCUCUUCUCUUCCAUGCUCCGCCUCUUUUCUCCCGCCUGCCACCUCCUUUGCUCUUCUCUUCCAUCCUCUCUUUUCUCCGCCUGCCACCUCCUUUGCUCUCCUCUUCCAUGCUCUCAUUUCUCCGCCUGCCACUACCUUUCCCUUUGCUCUCCUUUGCUUCCAUGCUCUCUUUUCUCCGCCUGCCAUAUCCUUUGCUCUCCUCUUCCAUGCUCUCUUUUCUCCGCCUGCCACUACCUUUGCUCUCCUCUUCCAUACUCCCUUUUCUCCCGCCUGCCACCUCCUUUGCUCUCUCCUCUUCCAUGCUCUUUUUCUCCGCCUGCCAACUCCUUUGCUCUCCUCUUCCAUGCUCUCUUUUUCUCCGCCUGCCAACUCCUUUGCUCUCCUCUUCCCUCUCCUUUUCUCCACCUCCUUUGCUCUCCUCUUCCAUGCUCUCUUUCUCUCCGCUCUCUUUUCCUUUUCUCCGAAGUCUCUCCUCCAAAUCCUUGCUCUCCUCUUCCAUGCUCCCUUUCUCCGCCUGCCACUUCCCCCUUUGCUCUCCUCCUUUGCUUCCAUUUUCCUCCCUUUUCUCCGCCUGCCACUUCCUCCUCUCCUCUUCCAUGGUCUCUUUUCUCCGCCUGCCCUCCUUUGCUCUCCUCUUCCAUGCUCUCUUUUUCUCCGCCUGCCACCUCCUUUGCUCUCCUCUUCCAUGCUCUCUUUUCUCCACCAACUGCCACUUCCUUUCCGCCUGCCACCUCUCCUCUUCCAUGCUCUCUUUUCUCCGCCUGCCACCUCCUUUGCUCUCCUCUUCCAUGCUCUUUUUUCUCCGCCUUUUCUGCCAUCUCCUUUGCUCUCCUCUUCCAUGCUCUCAUUUCUCCACCUGCCAUCUCCUUUGCUCUCCUCUUCCAUUCUUUUUCUGCCUCUCUCUCCUCUUCCAUGCCUUUUUUUCCAACCCUUUGCUCUCCCUUUUCCAAUGCCUCUUUUCUCCGCCUGCCAUCUCCUUUGCUCCCCGCCUCCCCUUCCUCUUCCAUGCUCUCUUUCUCCGCCUGCCAUCUCCUCUGCUCCCUCUUCCAUGCUCCUCAUUUCUCCGCCAUGCACACCUCUCCUUUUUCUCCUUCCAUGCCACCUUUCUCCGCCAUGCUCUCUUUCUCCGCCUGCCAUCUCCAUGCUCUCUUUUCUCCGCCUGCCACCUCCUUUGCUCUCCUCUUCCAUGCUCUCUUUUCUCCGCCUGCCACAUCCUUUGCUCUCCUCUUCCAUGAUCUCUUUUCUCCGCCUGCCAGCUCCUUUGCUCUCCUCUUCCAUGCUCUCUUUUCUCCGCCUGCCAAAUCCUUUGCUCUCCUCUUCCAUACUCCCUUUCUCCGCCUGCCACUUCCUUUGCUCUCCUCUUCCAUACUCCCUUUCUCCGCCUGCCACUUCCUUUGCUCUCCUCUUCCAUGCUCUCUUUUCUCCGACUGCCACUUCCAUUGCUCUCCUCUUCCAUGCUCUCUUUUCUCCGCCUGCCACCUCCUUUGCUCUCCUCUUCCAUGCUCUCUUUUCUCCGCCUGCCACCUCCUUUGCUCUCCUCUUCCAUGCUCUUUUUUCUCCGCUGCCAUCUCCUUUGCUCUCCUCUUCCAUGCUCUCAUUUCUCCGCCUGCCACCUCCUUUCCUCUCCUCUUCAAUGCUCUCUUUUCUCCGCCUGCCAACUCCUUUGCUCUCCUCUUCCAUGCUCUCUUUUCUCCGCCUGCCAUCUCCUCUGCUCUCCUCUUCCAUGCUCUCUUUUCUCCGCCUGCCAACUCCUUUGCUCUCCUCUUCCAUUCUCUCUUUUCUCCGCCUGCCAACUCCUUUGCUCUCCUCUUCCAUGCUCUCUUUUCUCCGCCUGCCACCUCCUUUGCUCUCCUCUUCCAUGCUCUCUUUUCUCCGCCUGCCACCUCCUUUGCUCUCCUCUUCCAUGCUCUCUUUUCUCCGCCUGCCAUCUUUGCUUUCUUCCAUGCUCUCUUUUCUCCGCUGCCAUCUCCUUUGCUCUCCUUUCCAUCUCUCUUUUCCAUGCCACUCCUUUUCCAUGCUCUCCCUUUCCAUGCUCUCUUUUCUCCGCCUGCCACCUCCUUUGCUCUCCUCUUCCAUGCUCUCUUUUCUCCGCCUGCCACCUCCUUUGCUCUCCUCUUCCAUGCUCUCUUUUCUCCGCCUGCCACCUCCUUUGCUCUCCUCUUCCAUGCUCUCUUUUCUCCGCCUGCCACCUCCUUUGCUCUCCUCUUCCAUGCUCUUUUUUCUCCGCCUGCCACCUCCUUUGCUCUCCCCUCUUCCAUGCUCUCUUUUUUCUCCGCCUGCCAUCUCCUUUGCUCUCCCUCUUCCAUGCUCUUUUUCUCCGCCUGCCAUCUCCUUUGCUCUCCUCUUCCAUGCUCUCUUUUCUCCGCCUGCCACCUCCUUUGCUCUCCUCUUUUUCCAUGCUCUCUUUCUCCGCCUUCCACCACCUCCUUUGCUCUCCUUUGCUCUUCCAUGCUCUUUUUCUCCGCCUGCCACCACCUUUGCUCUCCUCUUCCAUGCUCUUUUUUCUCCGCCUGCCACCUCCUUUGCUCUCUCCCUUCCAUGCUCUCUUUCUCCGCCAGCCACCUCCUUUGCUCUCUCCUCUUCCAUGCUCUCUUUUCUCCGCCAGCCACCUCCUUUGCUCUCCUCUUCCAUGCUCUCUUUUCUCCGCCUGCCACCUCCUCCUUUGCUCUCUCUUCCAUGCUCUUUUUUCUCCGCCUGCCACCUCCUUUGCUCUCCUCUUCCAUGCUCUCUUUUCUCCGCCUGCCACCUCCUUUGCUCUCCUCUUCCAUGCUCUCUUUUCUCCGCCUGCCACCUCCUUUGCUCUCCUCUUCCAUGCUCUCUUUUCUCCGCCUGCCAUCUCCUUUGCUCUCCUCUUCCAUGCUCUCUUUUCUCCGCCUGCCACCUCCUUUGCUCUCCUCUUCCAUGCUCUCUUUUCUCCGCCUGCCUCCUUUGCCUCUUCCAUGCCUCUUUUUCCCUGCUCUCUCUCUUCCAUGCUCUCUUUUCUCCGCCUGCCAUCCUCCUUUGCUCUCCUCUUCCAUGCUCUCUUUUCUCCGCCUGCCACCUCCUUUGCUCUCCUCUUCCAUGCUCUCUUUUCUCCGCCUGCCAUCUCCUUUGCUCUCCUCUUCCAUGCUCUCUUUUCUCCGCCUGCCUGCCACCCUCCUUUGCUCUCCUCUUUCCAUGCUCUCUUUUUCCCGCCUUUGCCACCUCUUCCAUCCUUUGCUCUCCUCUUCCAUGCUCUCUUUUUCUCCGCCUGCCACCUCCUUUGCUCUCCUAUUCCAUGCUCUCUUUUUCUCCGCCUGCCACCUCCUUUGCUCUCCUAUUCCAUGCUCUCUUUUCCGCCGCCUUUGCCACCUCCUUUGCUCUCCACCUCCUUUGCUCUCCUUUCUCCGCCUGCCACCUCCUUUGCUCUCCUCUUCCAUGCUCUCUCUUCUCCGCCUGCCACCUCCUUUGCUCUCCUCUUCCAUGCUCUCUUUCUCCGCCUGCCACCUCCUUUGCUCUCCCCUCUUCCAUGCUCUUUUUUUUUCUCCGCCUGCCACCUCCUUUGCUCUUCUCUUCCAUGCUCUCUCUUCUCCGCCUGCCACCUCCUUUGCUCUCCUCUUCCAUGCUCUCUCUUCUCCGCCUGCCACCUCCUUUGCUCUCCUCUUCCAUGCUCUUUUUUUUUCUCCGCCUUAUAUUUUAUUUGGACUCUUUGUUUCCUCCUUUUCUUUCAUCUUCUCAAAUAUCCAACCUUCUUUCCACUCUUUCUUCCGUCUUCCUUUAUUUCUUCUCAUUUUCUUUCUUUCUUUCUUUCUUUCUUUCUUUCUUUCUUUUGUGCUAG